AUGGAGCCGGCAUACUGGACGCGAAGGAGACUUGCUCUCCCCAUCGUCUGUCCAGGAUGUGGAGCUUUUAGCCAGACCGUCGACUCAGACAGUGCUGGGUACUACGAUGUGAACAGAACGAAGAAGUCGGUGCAGAAGCAGAAAUCAGCCUUAGAAGAGAACGCGGUCUACCGUGCCGCCAUGGAACUCGAUACAUCCAUCGGCACAGGACUGGACGCAGUGCCUCAGACACCCUCAGAUGGAUCGAAGCCACAGAUAUGCGAUCGUUGCCAUGACCUACUCUACCACUCCCGUGGGACGUCGAUUCUCCAUCCUUCCCUGCACAGUAUUCAGUCAAUCAUCGAAGAGAGUCCACACAAGCACAACCAUAUCUACCACAUCCUGGACGCCGCCGACUUUCCCAUGAGUCUGAUUCCCAACCUACAAUAUGCUCUGGAUCUGCCUCGUUUACGAACCAAAAACCGAAGAUCAAAGUUAACCCGCUAUUCCCACGGCAGAGUAGCAGAAGUCUCCUUCAUCAUCACUAGAUCUGACUUGCUGGCACCGAAGAAGGAGCAGGUGGACACGCUCAUGCCAUACUUACAGGGUGUACUGCGGGAUGCGUUAGGUCGUUCGGGAAGGAACAUAAGGCUUGGCAACGUCAGAUGUGUUUCCGCGAAGAGAGGGUGGUGGACUAAGCAGGUGAAAGAAGAGAUCUAUGAGAGGGGCGGUGCUGGGUGGAUGGUGGGAAAGGCGAAUGUGGGAAAGAGUGCGCUUGUUGAGGUUGUAUUCCCAAAAGCUAGGGGUGCUUAUGCUGCAAGCGCCAGUACGGGAAGUCAAAGAGAGACAGAGGAUGAAUUGAAGGAGUCGAGCUCGGUCGAAGCGCAAGAGAAUAUUGAUGCGAUCAACGAUGCUCUCACUGCAGAUUCGCCUGGUGAGCUGGCGGAGGGAGUACGAGCAGAUAACAGGGUCGAUCAGCCGUCUCCCGAAACCGCCUCCUCAACCUACAAACCACCACGGGAAGAGCCGCAAGACGAUGAAGAGGAGUUCGACCUCAACGACAACGACUCCCUCCUCCCGCCACCGCAAAAGGAAACACCGUACCCACAUAUGCCACUGGUCUCCUCCCUACCAGGCACAACCGCGUCGCCCAUCCGCCUCCCAUUCGGUACAGGCAAGGGCGAGCUCAUUGACCUACCUGGUAUCGACCGCUGUGCACUGAUCACCCACAUCGAACCCUCACAUCACAAAGAAAUGGUGAUGAAACACCGCAUCACUCCAGACCAACUCGUCAUACGACCAGGUCAAAGUCUUCUUCUCGGCGGCCUAAUAAGAAUUACGCCUGACCUACCGGAUAACAUAGUCAUGCUCGCCUACCCCUUCGUCCCAGCGGCUUUCACCCCACACGUCACAGGCACGCACAAAGCCAUAGCCAUCCAGACAGGAGUCCACUCGGAGCAAAGCUUCGGCCGCGAAGGUCAGGUCUACGAAGGCAACGUAUCUACCAUCGCCACACAGGAGGCAAAGGCUACCAUGAAGCAGGCAGGCAGGUACGAGCUAGAGUGGGACGUGACGAAACGUCGCGCCGGGCCACUCACGGACCGUACGGCGGGCAAGCAGAAGGCGGGCGAUCUUCCCUUUACAAUCUACAGCGCCGAUAUCCUUAUCGAGUCCGUAGGUUGGGUUGAACUGGUGUGCCAGGUGCGGAAACGUGCUGGCGAAGCACCUCCUGGGCCUUCGGAUGCUCUAGGGCCACUGGACGCGGAGCCAGAACAGGGCGACUCGACUUUUCUUGGUGGGCUUGAGGCGGGGAUGUACCCGAGGGUAGAGGUCUAUAGUCCUGAUGGCGCUUUCGUGGGUAUGAGAAGGCCUAUGGGUGCCGCGAUGCUGAAUGAGAAGAAAGUUGCUGUUCAUGCUAGGAAGGGGAGGCCGAGGAUGAGUAUCGGGAUGGUUAGGAGGAGGAGGGGCGGUGGGUUGGUAGAGGCUUAG
This is a messenger RNA of Recurvomyces mirabilis, 1968 nucleotides long. It is a transcript of the gene GEP3, whose product is annotated as Mitochondrial ribosome small subunit biogenesis protein. Lineage: Eukaryota; Fungi; Ascomycota; Dothideomycetes; Mycosphaerellales; Teratosphaeriaceae. The record is from RefSeq and is a predicted model, not a curated record. The coding region runs from base 1 to 1968 and encodes 655 amino acids. The transcript is spliced from 2 exons. Gene Ontology annotation, cellular component: mitochondrion.